AUGAUACCCAAUGAUGUUCAGGGCAACAUCGAGUUCAGAGGGGUGGACUUUGUCUAUCCCACCCGACCCAACCACCAAGUACUGUCGGAUGUGAGCAUCCACGCACCCGCUGGCAAGGUGCUGGCACUGUGUGGGCCCAGUGGGUCUGGUAAGAGUACCAUAGGCUCAUUACUAGAACGCUUCUACGACCCAGCCACGGGACAGAUCUUCAUUGAUGGUGUGGACAUCAAGUCACUGGAUCCCAAAUGGCUUCGGGGCAGUCUGAUCGGAUACAUUGGUCAGGAGCCCAUUCUAUUCUACACCAGCAUCAAAGAGAACAUCCGCUACGGAAGACCCGAUGCCACAGACGCCGAGAUUGAAGAAGCCGCGCGCAAGGCGAAUGCCCACGAGUUUAUCAGGUAUGUGCGGAAGGGGGGCGUUGUGGUGGGAUGUCGAUGGGAUGUUCUGCAGAUAUUUUCCUGA
Molecule: messenger RNA, 462 nt
Organism: Sphaeroforma arctica JP610
Lineage: Eukaryota; Ichthyosporea; Ichthyophonida
Exons: 3
Coding region: 1-462 (153 amino acids)
Biological process (GO): transmembrane transport
Molecular function (GO): ATP binding; ATP hydrolysis activity; ATPase-coupled transmembrane transporter activity
Source: RefSeq, a predicted model, not a curated record